UAUUAUUAUUUUGUUUGCCCUCCGACAAUUAAUUGCAGAUAAAUGCAGACAUAAAUAAAAAGUCGAUCGUAAAGGCCGUCAUGCCAAGCCAAAUAAAGUCGAUGCCCAAUAGCUAGGAAUGUUUGCCUCUUAAGUCAACAAAACUUUGUUUGAAACACUACAGCUGAACUCUAGGCACCAACCUUAGAUGGAGAAAAACGAACAAAACCCCAACCUCAUCCACCCGAAAUCAAACAAAACUCGGCCCCGUCGUCCCUGGUACCCCUGACACCGUAUCGAACAGAAAUCCGCUUUCUACCGAAGUGGUUAGGUUAAAGCUGUCACACGCUUAUUUCGGCGCGCGAAAGUCUGUGCGGCAUUGCUGAUCGAUACUGCCACCGGUCACACCAAGAGAGAAACACUCGCCGUCUUGCUCUUUCUGAGGCACCCCCCACUCAAGCCCAUGUUUCCCCGGACCCCCGACACUGCCACCCCCUGGUCCUACUUCCUUGCCAUCUGCAAGCACAAGGGCCAAGCCCUCCCCCCUCAGCACUCCCGACACCGUAUCGAACAGAAAUGAAUCCGCUUUCCACCGAAGUGGUUAGGUUAAAGCUGUCACACGCUUAUUUCGGCGCGCGAAAGUCUGUGCGGCAUUGCUGAUCGAUAUUGCCACCGGUCACACCGAGAGAGAUAUAUUUUGAGUUAAGCCAUCGUUCUGAGGAUCGUCCUUGACAGUCUCGCCAGAACCAGAAUCAAGAAAACAUUAUUUCGAUUCAAGAGCCGAGCGCGGCUCGUUUUGUGGAAAAUUUUGCCAACAUUUUUUUGAUUAACUUUCUUCGAAACAACGCACCCACAACAGCCACCACCACCACACCAGACCCACACGCGCACACAGCAGUCUGCCACGAACAUGUCCACCCGCCCAAAGAGAAGGGCAGCGCCCAGCGCAAAGGCCCUGGAUCUGGUUCGCGACGAGGUCGCCAAGAGGGAGGCGGCACGGGCAGCCGGUCGGGUGGGCUUUGCGGCUCUAGGCCAGCAGCACGCCCGCGACCUCGAGGCAACGGGAGGAGAAGAGCAAGCGGCCGGGGGAGACGGCGACGACGUCCAAGUCGCGGCAGCGCCAGCAGCACAGCUGGCUAGGGUAAGGAAGAGCACGAAGUGGCCUCCUACUUUCGACUUGGCGCUGGCAAGGGCAGGUCUGCAGAACGAAGUGUGGAAAGUGAAUGGGAGCGGGCGUUCGGUCGGCGAAAGGUGGGACGCCUGCUGGAAGACCCUCAACCAGGAGUCCUUGGUCAGGAUCUUCAAGGAUAAGACGUCCAAAAAUUGCAAGGCGCGCUACGACAAGAUCAUUGACGACCAGAGCAAGAACGAUGGUAAAGCCCAGCGGGACUCCGGAGCCGGCACUGCUGAGAGUGGUUCGGAGGACGAGGGAGAGAAGAAUACCAAGAUCCAGCUGGUGAGGGGUCUAGAGCCAUUAGUCUAA
Molecule: messenger RNA, 1462 nt
Organism: Ectocarpus sp. CCAP 1310/34
Lineage: Eukaryota; Phaeophyceae; Ectocarpales; Ectocarpaceae
Source: the annotation of a GenBank genome assembly